Molecule: messenger RNA, 285 nt
Organism: Dictyostelium discoideum AX4
Lineage: Eukaryota; Evosea; Eumycetozoa; Dictyosteliales; Dictyosteliaceae
Exons: 3
Coding region: 1-285 (94 amino acids)
Source: RefSeq, a predicted model, not a curated record
AUGACAAUUUUCAAUUCAAUUUCGUCAAUUACAAAUUCAACACACUCAAAUAGAAGUUUAAUUGCUAUAUCAAAUCAAGGUUUAGUAAAUGUUAAUAAUAAUAAUAAUAAUUCUAUUACAUGUUUUGAUGGUGGUUGUUGUGGCAGUGGAAAUACUAACAUUAUCAACAUAGAUAUUGAUAUUGAUAAAUUACCAACAUCUAUGAUGACAACGACAACCAAUAUCGAUAUCAAGAUUAAUAAUAUUUAUGUUUCUACCUCCACAACCACAAUCAAAUCCACCUAA